AGAAGUGCUCAGAGAGCUGCUGCUUUCAGGGCAGUGAGCCCUCUGAACAUAGUGGCUCUGUGCCUGAAGGUGGGCAGUGGGCAGUGGGUUGGCAUUUAUAGGUAUGGCUGUGUGGCUGGCUGGUUGGCAGUGUCUUUUAUGUGGGGUAGAGAAGAGGGCAAUGCUAGAGCCUGAGCCGGGGCCACACCCUCACCUGGCCAUUCUAUACUCUGCGGUCUCCAUCCCUAGGCUUACAUCACCAGCUUUCCUAAGUCCGGUUUGGUGACUUAAUGUAUUCGGCUGUGCUCUGGGCCUUCUAGUACAGACUCCAACCACCACACUGGGACCUUCUAAGAGGGGGGAAAAAGGGAAGUAGACCCAUCACAUUCUAGUUAGAGGGACUUGAGGGACCAAGGUGUUUGGUGUUCCACCUCCUUCAGUCUAAAGCCCUGCUCAUCCUGCUUUUACUCCUUCCAUCUUUUCUAAGCGAAUUCUGGCUUAAGCCAAUUCUCCCCAUUCGCAGCCUUGGCCGUUUUGGGGGUGGAAGGGGUAGGAUCGGAGCCGGUGGAUGCCCAGCACCUCCCUCUCUAGCUGCUGUGGCUUCGCGUCGGAGUCCGUCCCUGUCAGAGGGGGCGGGGCCGCUCCUGGUACCAGCUGAGAAAGGGACAUCCCCGGGAGCAGAUGCUCAAAUACGGCGGCGCAGCACUGAAGUCUCCUAGUCCGAGUCUGGCCCGGACGGCUGCCGGCCCCAAACGGAGCCCAGAGGCACCCCGGAUCUCCGUCUGACCCAAGUGCCUGAGCUAGCAGGCACCCUAGCAACUCGGACUGACUGAGUGACUCGGGAAGCCCAGGGCGAACUGGAACCAGGAGCUCCGGCGUUCUCUAGACGGAUAGUCUGCACCUCCUAUGCAGAGCGGCCCUUGUUCCCGACGCGCCGGGCUUCGGGCGCGGACCAUGCGCUUGCCCCGGGCGCUGCUGGCCGCGCCGCUGCUCCUGCUCUGCCUCCUGACCCGGGCCCCGGCGGCCGCAGCCUCCCGCGCAGCCCCGGUUCGCGUGGGCGCCUUCAACAUCCGCAGUUUCGGGGACAACAAAGUGGAGGACCCCGCCUGCAGCAGCUUCAUCGCCCAGAUCCUGGCGGAGUAUGAUGUGACCCUGGUUCAAGAGGUCAGAGAUCCGGACCUCAGUGCCGUGUCCGCGCUCCUGGAGGAGAUCAACAGGAUAUCAGAGCACACUUACAGCUAUGUGACCAGCGAGCCGCUGGGACGGGACAACUACAAAGAAAUGUACCUGUUUGUGUACAGGACAGAGACGCUCUCAGUGAUGGAUAGUUACUGCUACCCAGACCCCGAGGACGUUUUUAGCAGAGAGCCCUUCAUUGUCAAGUUUUCAUCUCCGAACACAGCCGUGAAGGAAUUUGUCCUAGUGCCCCUGCAUUCGGCCCCACACAAUGCUGUGGCAGAGAUUGAUGCCCUAUACGAUGUCUACUUGCAUGUGAUUGACAAGUGGGGGACUGAUAACAUCCUUUUCCUUGGGGAUUUCAACGCAGACUGUAACUACGUCAAGCAGCACGACUGGGCCAACAUCAGGCUUCGGACUAGUGAAAUUUUUAAAUGGCUUAUACCAGAUAGCGCUGACACUACCGUAGGGAAUUCUGACUGUGCUUAUGACAGGAUCGUGGUCUGUGGCUCUCGGCUGAGAAAGUGCAUCGUACCCAACUCCGCGACGGUCAACAACUUUCAGAAGUCCUUCGGCCUGGACCAGACUGCAGCUUUAGCCAUUAGUGACCAUUUCCCUGUAGAAGUGACACUGAAAACUCACUAAAGUUCCUUAAAGUCUGUGUGGGAUGCUCUUCUUCAGCCUCUUUUGUUACAACAAACAGCCCCACUGGACACCAAUGUGGGAAAACAUUCCUGGACUCCUGAGGAGGUCGAGUCAGUGCCAGAGAGAUUUUUCUUUUUCAAGACUGAAAGUUUUCAGGACCUAACACUUGAGAUUGGUUUAAUCCCUGGGUGCUGAGCUCCUGAAACAGUUCUAGUGGCCUUGAAGUACAUAUUCUCAACCUCCACAACAAGAGCCUGCCUUUCCCUGAAGCCACCAAAUGCUUUCUGCUGGAAACUUUCACUCAGCCUAAUGGAUUGGAAUUCAGUCCAAGUCUCAAACACAAAAUUUUUCAGGGGUUUUCUAUGAAUUUUGCUAAAUCACAAGAACCAUGGACAAAAUAAUUAAAUGGGGAUGGGAAAGUCCGGAUACAGUCCCAUCUCAAAACGUACAAAGUCAAUGAUUGAUUUUUGGAUGCAUUAAUGAAUUUUAUCUUCUAGUUUUAUAUUCCCUAGGCUUAUAUUCUGCAGCGGCUCCUCAGAGUCUUCAGGGCUGGAGGGGAGACUGCUGCUACCUGCAUCUGUUUGCAUUUCACAGGCCAGACCACCAACUAAUUCUUCAGUUUACCUGUAGAAUAUGAAGAAUAUGAGGAAUUUAUCCUUAAUGUUCAGUAAAAUCCCACUUUGGGGAAAACUUUCUGACCAUUUUGUCUAUUUGAAAAACAGAAAGCUGUCACUUUUAACUGGUGUUCUGUCUACAAAAUGCUACUUACAGAUACUAUAAAUUUGGCUUUCCACUGAGCCAGGGGAGGCCCAAGAUGCUACAUUGUCACCAUUUGAUUACUCCUAGUUGUUUUUAAAUAACAAAUCUUGUAUUUUAUACUUUGUUAUUUUUCACAUCCAUGAUUUCACUUGUUAUAAAAGUCACGUGAGUUAUGUAGGAGAGGGAUCAUUCUAUCUGAUAAAGAAACUAAGAUCCAGAAGUUAAGGGGCUCACUUCCAAACAAUUCUCCCUUGCAUUCUUCUAGUCCUUUUCCAUUUGUGCUUUGAUUUCAUUAGAUUUUUCUAAAAAAGACCUUUCUGAAGAUUUUCACAAUUAAGUUGGUACUAUGUCUCAAAGAGGCAGUUGGAAAGACGGGUCCUCAAGUGAUACAUAGCCACUGUGUGGACUCAGGUAAGUCAUUUCACCCUUAACAGCCCCUAGAACUUUUUCUUGCAUAUCUGGUGGAGGAAGUAUUUACACAGGUUUGGCUCUUUCCUUUUAACCCCUCCAAAAUUAACCUCCAUUCAAAAACCUAAUUAUGCUACUUAAAGAAUUAGAAUGACAACCUCAUUUUUGGUGAUUUAGACUAAAACUAUCUAGGGUCGGGAAGGAAUUUUCUGCACAAUUAAUGACAUCUAUCUGAAAGUUUGGAUUUGUUCCUGAAAUGUCAACCUUUGACACCCACAUGAGUAGGAUUUGGAAAGGGCAAUGAAGAAUAUAUAAAUGACUCUUCCAGGAGAAGACAGGUUUUGGAAAGUGAAGCUCUUUGAGAAUAAGUUAACAGAAGCAAUUCUAAAUCAUGCAAGAAAUCAGUACUGUGAAGAUACCAUCAUCUCCUCUUCUCUGCAACACUCAUUCCAAUGAUAAAGAAACAAACAAGAAUCCCGAAAAGCUAUUUAUUUGAAAAGUUCCAUUCUGAGUAUAUAUAGGGGAAAUGGGAAGAGGUGAAGUGCUCUUCGAAGCUCACUGAUUACUUGC
Molecule: messenger RNA, 3537 nt
Organism: Sarcophilus harrisii (Tasmanian devil)
Lineage: Eukaryota; Metazoa; Chordata; Mammalia; Dasyuromorphia; Dasyuridae
Gene: DNASE1L2
Product: deoxyribonuclease 1 like 2
Exons: 9
Coding region: 886-1800 (304 amino acids)
Biological process (GO): DNA catabolic process
Cellular component (GO): nucleus
Molecular function (GO): DNA nuclease activity
Source: RefSeq, a predicted model, not a curated record